Striga hermonthica is the source of this 369-nucleotide messenger RNA. NCBI's taxonomy places the organism in Eukaryota, Viridiplantae, Streptophyta, Magnoliopsida, Lamiales, Orobanchaceae. The record is from the annotation of a GenBank genome assembly.
AUGGCCGAAAUAUUCCCCUCCCUCCAGCGAACCUACCUCGUCCUCUACAACUGGACCCUCUUCCUCGGCGGGUCCCAGGUCCCCAACAUCGCGGCCACUGCCCUCAUCACCACCAGCCACCGCUCUGUCUAUGCCGCCGUCGAAAACCCCCUCCUCCUCGCCCAAUCCGCCACGCUCUCAGAGAUCCUCCACAGCCUGACCGGAAUCGUCAGAUCUCCGGUCGCUUCCACCCUUUCCGAACUGGUCGAUUGUGGAGAUUAUCCGCUACUCGGUCUUCUGGUUCAAGGAGGCAUCCGCACACGCGCCACCCGGGCUGGUAUGGCUAAGGUACAACACGUUUCCGAUGUUGUACCCUCUGGUGAUUGGUAG